ACUCUUGUGAAACACCUGCUCACAACAGCCCUUCUGUUCAUUUUUUUUCAAUAAAGAUGCAGAAGUGGGUUGUGAUCUGCUGGGCUGCCCUGGCUGUGGUUGGUGCUGAUGUGUGUCCAGAUGGAGGGCUGUGUAAAGAAGGGGAAACCUGCUGCAACAGCCCAGCAAACGGUUACGGGUGUUGCCGAUAUGAAAACGCUGAGUGCUGUGAUGAUCACAUCCACUGCUGUCCAGAGGGCACAGUCUGUAAUAAAGCCUUAUCUGGCUGUAUUAAUACCACCCUGACCAUCCCCUGGGUGAAAAGAACCCCUGCUGAUCAGCCCAAAGUCUCUAAAUCCUUCAGGAUGAUCAAGACAUACGAGAGUCAGGAAGACGACAACAUCUGCCCCGACCUGUCACGAUGCCCUGCUGAGUAUUCCUGUCUGAAGGGUUUGACGAAGUUUGGCUGCUGUCCUCUAACUCAGGGAAUCUCCUGCCCCGAUGGCAAACACUGCUGCCCUGAGGGCCACGACUGCAGCUCAGACAGCCGAGGCUGCAUCAAAAAAGAGCUCGUGGUUACAGUUCUAUGCAGCGAUGGCAUUUCAGAGUGCCCAGAUGGUACCACCUGCUGUGAAACAAAUGACGGGAAAUGGGCAUGCUGUCCACUAUCAAAGGCCGUGUGCUGCGCUGACAAGAUACACUGCUGCUCUGAAGGGACCACAUGUGAUGUCGAGCAUUCCAAAUGCAUUGACUCUUCUACCAAGAAAGAGAUGCCAAUGUGGGCAAAGCUCCCUGCCAGAGUGAGAGCAGCUUGGGAAAACCAGAAAGAAGAAGUGCCAGUUGAAGCAGUGAAUAACACAGGAACAGAAAACGCCCCCAAAGUCACCACAGCCAAUCUGCUUCCUCCAUCUGCAAACGAUGUUCCAUGUGACGAUACAUCAGCCUGUCCUGAUGGCACCACCUGCUGUAAAACCCAAGAAGGUGGCUGGGCCUGCUGUCCAAUGCCAGAGGCUGUUUGUUGUGAAGACUUCAUACACUGUUGUCCCAAAGGGAAGAAAUGUAACUUGGAGGCUCAAACCUGUGAAGACGGCCUGAUGUCUGUCCCCUGGGCCAAGAAGGUUCCUGCAAUCAUAAAGCAGAAGGUAGAGGUGAAGGAUGUUCCAUGUGACGAUACAUCAGCCUGUCCUGAUGGCACCACCUGCUGUAAAACCCAAGAAGGUGGCUGGGCCUGCUGUCCAAUGCCAGAGGCUGUUUGUUGUGAAGACUUCAUACACUGUUGUCCCAAAGGGAAGAAAUGUAACUUGGAGGCUCAAACCUGUGAAGGCGGCGUGAUCUCUGUCCCCUGGGCCAAGAAGGUUCCUGCAAUCAUAAAGCAGAAGGUAGAGGUGAAGGAUGUUCCAUGUGACGAUACAUCAGCCUGUCCUGAUGGCACCACCUGCUGUAAAACCCAAGAAGGUGGCUGGGCCUGCUGUCCAAUGCCAGAGGCUGUUUGUUGUGAAGACUUCAUACACUGUUGUCCCAAAGGGAAGAAAUGUAACUUGAAGGCUCAAACCUGUGAAGACGGCCUGAUCUCUGUGCCCUGGGCCAAGAAGCUCCCUGCAAUCAUAAAGCAGAAGGUAGAGGUGAAGGAUGUUCCAUGUGACGAUACAUCAGCCUGUCCUGAUGGCACCACCUGCUGUAAAACCCAAGAAGGUGGCUGGGCCUGCUGUCCAAUGCCAGAGGCUGUUUGCUGUGAAGACUUCAUACACUGUUGUCCCAAAGGGAAGAAAUGUAACUUGGAGGCUCAAACCUGUGAAGGCGGCGUGAUCUCUGUCCCCUGGGCCAAGAAGCUCCCUGCAAUCAUAAAGCAGAAGGUAGAGGUGAAGGAUGUUCCAUGUGACGAUACAUCAGCCUGUCCUGAUGGCACCACCUGCUGUAAAACCCAAGAAGGUGGCUGGGCCUGCUGUCCAAUGCCAGAGGCUGUUUGUUGUGAAGACUUCAUACACUGUUGUCCCAAAGGGAAGAAAUGUAACUUGGAGGCUCAAACCUGUGAAGGCGGCGUGAUCUCUGUCCCCUGGGCCAAGAAGGUUCCUGCAAUCAUAAAGCAGAAGGUAGAGGUGAAGGAUGUUCCAUGUGACGAUACAUCAGCCUGUCCUGAUGGCACCACCUGCUGUAAAACCCAAGAAGGUGGCUGGGCCUGCUGUCCAAUGCCAGAGGCUGUUUGUUGUGAAGACUUCAUACACUGUUGUCCCAAAGGGAAGAAAUGUAACUUGAAGGCUCAAACCUGUGAAGACGGCCUGAUCUCUGUCCCCUGGGCCAAGAAGGUUCCUGCAAUCAUAAAGCAGAAGGUAGAGGUGAAGGAUGUUCCAUGUGACGAUACAUCAGCCUGUCCUGAUGGCACAACCUGCUGUAAAACCCAAGAAGGUGGCUGGGCCUGCUGUCCAAUGCCAGAGGCUGUUUGUUGUGAAGACUUCAUACACUGUUGUCCCAAAGGGAAGAAAUGUAACUUGAAGGCUCAAACCUGUGAAGACGGCCUGAUCUCUGUGCCCUGGGCCAAGAAGCUCCCUGCAAUCAUAAAGCAGAAGGUAGAGGUGAAGGAUGUUCCAUGUGACGAUACAUCAGCCUGUCCUGAUGGCACCACCUGCUGUAAAACCCAAGAAGGUGGCUGGGCCUGCUGUCCAAUGCCAGAGGCUGUUUGUUGUGAAGACUUCAUACACUGUUGUCCAAAGGGGAAGAAAUGUAACUUGGAGGCUCAAACCUGUGAAGACGGCCUGAUGUCUGUGCCCUGGGCCAAGAAGGUUCCUGCAAUCAUAAAGCAGAAGGUAGAGGUGAAGGAUGUUCCAUGUGAUGAUACAUCAGCCUGUCCUGAUGGCACCACCUGCUGUAAAACCAAAGAAGGUGGCUGGGCCUGCUGUCCAAUGCCAGAGGCUGUUUGUUGUGACGACUUCAUACACUGUUGUCCCAAAGGGAAGAAAUGUAACUUGGAGGCUCAAACCUGUGAAGACGGCCUGAUCUCUGUGCCCUGGGCCAAGAAGGUUCCUGCAAUCAUAAAGCAGAAGGUAGAGGUGAAGGAUGUUCCAUGUGACGAUACAUCAGCCUGUCCUGAUGGCACCACCUGCUGUAAAACCCAAGAAGGUGGCUGGGCCUGCUGUCCAUUGCCAGAGGCUGUUUGUUGUGAAGACUUCAUACACUGUUGUCCCAAAGGGAAGAAAUGUAACUUGGAGGCUCAAACCUGUGAAGACGGCCUGAUGUCUGUGCCCUGGGCCAAGAAGCUUCCUGCAAUCAUAAAGCAGAAGGCAGAGGUGAAGGAUGUUCCAUGUGACGAUACAUCAGCCUGUCCUGAUGGCACCACCUGCUGUAAAACCCAAGAAGGUGGUUGGGCCUGCUGUCCAAUGCCAGAGGCUGUUUGCUGUGAAGACUUCAUACACUGUUGUCCCAAAGGGAAGAAAUGUAACUUGGAGGCUCAAACCUGUGAAGGCGGCCUGAUGUCUGUGCCCUGGGCCAAGAAGCUUCCUGCAAUCAUAAAGCAGAAGGCAGAGGAGAAGAAAGUUCCUUGUGAUCACACAGCAGCCUGUCCUGAUGGCACCACCUGCUGUAAAACCCAAGAAGGUCGCUGGGCCUGCUGUCCAUUGCCAGAGGCGGUCUGCUGUGACGAUCACAAACACUGCUGCCCGAGCGGCACCACCUGUGACCCGACCACCGUGUCUUGCAAUGGCCCAUCAGGCUCAACUCCCAUGCUACAGAAGGUACCUGCGUUCACUACUGAAGCACCUACUACUGUGCAGCCUACAACUGAGAGUCCAACAACAAGCGCUAAAUCGGAGGAGGAGGACAAAGAAGAAGAAGGCAUGAUUAACUGUGAUGCCCACACCAGCUGCCCUCAGUCGACCACCUGCUGCUACAUGAAGAAUUUUAAAAAGUGGGGCUGCUGUCCGCUGCCUGAGGCGGUGUGCUGUGAGGAUGGGAGUCACUGCUGUCCUAACCAGUACAAAUGUGACAAUAGCCGCACGUCGUGCAUAAAAGGAGAAGUUGUGAUUCCAUGGUACACCAAAAUUCCAGCCAUUACCAGCGACGAGGCCGAGCCCUACUCUGUCCAGUGCGAAGGUGCAAGCCAGUGUCCUGAACAAACCAGCUGCUGCAAGCUGUUCACAGGCGAGUGGGGCUGCUGUCCACUCAAAAAUGCUGUUUGCUGUCCGGAUAAGGAGCACUGUUGCCCGCAGGGUUACACCUGUGACAUCUUAUCCAGAUCCUGCCAGAAGCUCAUCAUGAUGCAGCUGGAGAGAGUCCCACUGACACCGGUGUAUCUACUUGAGCCUCAACCCCAGCUCAGCCCAACAAAGCACAAAGACAUCAAGUGCGAUAAACAGACCAAUUGCGGGCAUGAUGAAACUUGCUGCAGGACUUCUGCCACUUCCUGGGGCUGCUGUCCAUCUUCUAACGCGGUGUGCUGCAGCGACAUGAAGCACUGCUGCCCGACCGGGUACACCUGUACGGAAGAAAACUCCUGCAUCCAGAACUCCAAGCUUUACUGGCCCAACUGGCACGUGUUCGUCGCCAACAAAAAAAGAGCCCUAAUUGUGUGAAAACACCACCUCUAAACUGUUACUAGUUUUAGUUUUUGCAUAUAACGCACUAAUGGAGAAAGAAUUCUACAUUAAUUUCAAAAUGCUUUGUUUUUAAAUGACACUUUGAAAACGAUUUGCACCUCAGUUGCUAAGAUGUUUGCAAUCUUGAAGUUGAACAUUUUGGUCUGAAUGCACCUAAUUAUAUAGAUGACCGUGUGACUAAUGUAUUUAAGGAGUUAUCUUUGUUAUUCCAAGCACACUCAGUUUGUCACUUGAAAUGCUACUCCAUCCACAAUAGAAGACAAUCGAAACACUCCACUUGUCAGUCAUCUGUUUCUUUAAGACUUGCUGCAGCUGCCUUCUGUUGAAAAGGUUAUUUCUUUAUCAAUAAUAGUCAAUCAGUCAAAACCUGAUUCAAUAUCUUUCAUCAUUCUGAACAUUCAGUCUGAUCAUUUAAUGAUUUUGUGGUGUAAUUACUCAUUAAAUCUUGGGUUCAUAAUUUUGUGCAUUGGAUUAGUAAUCUGUGUUAAUGAGGCAAAGGUGAAGAAAUUCAUGCUUGGAUGAUCUUACCCUGUCAAAGUGUCACAUUAUCCAUUAAAUCAAUAAAAAAGAAGUGACAUUA
Maylandia zebra (zebra mbuna) is the source of this 5145-nucleotide messenger RNA. It is a transcript of the gene grna, whose product is annotated as granulin a. Gene Ontology annotation, cellular component: extracellular region. The record is from RefSeq and is a predicted model, not a curated record. NCBI's taxonomy places the organism in Eukaryota, Metazoa, Chordata, Actinopteri, Cichliformes, Cichlidae.